This is a messenger RNA of Acanthosepion pharaonis, 762 nucleotides long. The record is from the annotation of a GenBank genome assembly. Lineage: Eukaryota; Metazoa; Mollusca; Cephalopoda; Sepiida; Sepiidae.
AUGUCCAAUCCUCAUUUUUAUUUAAACAAUCAAAGAUUUUUCUUUCUUUUUUUUUUUUCUUUCUUUUUUCUUUCUUUUUUUUUUUUCAAAAUUCAGAACUGUUCUUCCUUUCUCUUAAACUUUUUUCCUUCCUUCCUUCCUUCCUUCCUUCCUUCCUUCCUUCCUUUCAUAUAUCUUAACUUUUCUUUCUAUUUUUUGUUUCUUAUUUUUACAUCUACUCUUUCUUUUUUUCUUUCUUUAGUUCUUUCUUCUUUUUUCUUUCCUUUCUUUCUUUCUUUCUUUCUUUCUUUCUUUCUUUCGAUUUCUUCUUUUAAUUCUUUGUUUUUUGUUAGCGUCUUCUUACUUUUUAAAUCAAUUCUUUCUUUCUUUCUUUCUUUCUCACUUUCUUUCUUUCUUUCUUUCUUUCAGAUUGAACUUUUCUUUUUGUCGAUUUCUUCGUUUAAUUCUCCAUCUUUUAUUCUUCUUUUUUUUUUUUUUUUUUUUCUUUUUUUCUUUCUUUUUUUUUUCUUUCAUUUUCUUUUUUUUAUUUUCUUUCUAAUUUUAGUUUUUUUCUUUUUUUUUUUCUUUCUUUUUUUUUUUUUUUUUAAUUUUUCUUUCUUUUACGUCGUUCAUCUUUUUACUUUAAACUUUCUUUCUUUCUUUUGUUUAUUUCUUUGUGCUUUUAACUGGUUUCUAUAUCUUUUCUUACAUCAUGAAUUUUUCUUUUUUUUUUUUUUUCUUUCUUUUCUUUCUUUCUUUUUUUUUCUGUUUGCAUAUCAUUGA